Molecule: messenger RNA, 1921 nt
Organism: Actinia tenebrosa (Australian red waratah sea anemone)
Lineage: Eukaryota; Metazoa; Cnidaria; Anthozoa; Actiniaria; Actiniidae
Molecular function (GO): zinc ion binding
Source: RefSeq, a predicted model, not a curated record
UAAUAGGCCCUUUGCAGCUAGUGGUCACGUGCUUGGAUACCGCUUAGCAACACAAAACUGGAGWGCAAGCCUUCCAGUAAACAAAAGCUCUAAGAGGUCAAGCACGCGUGGUUUUAUACAAUAGUUUCAUCGUUUAAAACGCUUAAUCCUUUUGCCCUAUCUACAAAAACAGUAAGRUCAUCUUAAAUUCUCUCCUUUGGACUCGAUUUUUGGUUCGAAGUAACAAUAUUCAUCGCGUUAUCGCGAAACAUUUGUCACCGCCGUCCCGCUCGACGGCUGAAAAACAUGGCGACUUCGCAAGAUGAAGUAGAAACUCAAGACAUCUCUAUCUUUCCUUCCCUCACCUUCGAUGAUGUAGGGAGCUACGCUAAAGAGAAGUCUGGCUGCACAAGCACUUCGAAAGCGUACAAAUUUAUGGCGGAACCAGGCUAUUUACAUGACGUUAAAGUGAUAUAUACCGACCAGUSCRUGAGAGUUAAAUGCAAGUGUUACCGCUCAAUGAGGAAGUCUGAACCACCGCACAUUUUAGAGGUGUCAGUCCAGGACAACAAUUUGACAUUGCUGUCUGGGCUGUGGUCAUGUGUAGCUGGGGCAGGUGGAUACUGCCAUCAUGUGAUCGGGCUUCUUUACUAUUUAGCCCUUCUUAAGCAACUGGGACAUCGGAYAUUGCCUGAUGAGCUAACAUGUACCAGCAUGAAACAGCGUUGGAGCAUACCUAGAGGAUCCAAAAUCGCACAAAAAGAAAUACAAGACGUGCUAGUGAAAAAACCCCAACUUGGCGCUUCGUACAGUAGAUAUAUCAAGAGUAAUUUGUAUUCUCCAUCUACCCAGUAUCCUACCCUCACAAAAGAGCACUUUAAUGGCUUCCAACCACCUUAUCCUCUCUUUACAACCAUUCUGCCCAAUCAAGAUCAACUUGACAAUAUCCCAUUUGUACAGAGCAAGUUUGGAAAUGUCCCAAAAGGCUGCGUCCUGUCAUAUCAACAAAAGAUGUCAACUGACUACAUCAUAAAUAAUUUUACUUGCACUUCUUUCCCAGAGCUUCCCCUCUCAAGUGCAGAGGACAGAUUUAACAACGUGUCAAUCUGUCUUGACAGUCGUCAACAAGCUAUAUUUGGAACAUUGUCUGUGACAACAGAGUCAUCACUGAGAGUGCAGCAGCAAACAGUCACUMAAAGUCAGAGUGAUGUAUGGCACCUGCUCAGAAAAAAAAGGGUAACAGCAAGCAAAUUUGGCAUUGUCGCUCGCCGGGUGUCACAUUUUGACACCCUUGUCAAUCAUCUAAACCCCACCAGAUUUGUACAAACUGCAGCAAUGAGAAGAGGCAUUGAACUUGAACCACAUGCUGCCAUGGUCUAUGCUAGCAAUGCAAAGGGUGGAAGAGUAAAUCUCUUCCCAUCUGGGCUGAUUGUCCACCCAAAGUGCCCAUGGCUAGGUUGUAGCCCAGACAGGAAAGUUUAUGACCUUGAUGCCGUAAAUAAUGGUCAGAAUCCCUUUGGCUUGUUAGAAAUAAAGGUUGUUAAAGAGGGGGAAACAUCAUUUGACAAUGUGAGGUAUCUCUCCAAGGACCAGAACACUAACCAGUACAAACUGAAAACAACAGACAUUUAUUAUUACCAGAUCCAGUGCCAGCUUGGACUCACAGGAUUAGAAUGGUGUGAUUUUUUCAGUUACAAUGACGAAAAUUUGUUUGUUUGCUCUAGAAUUAAUUUUGAUUCAGUGUUUUUCCAGCAAGCAAAGGACAAAGUUGAUARUUUUUUCUUCAAUUACUAUUUACAUUAAUACACUAAGAUUUUUGUUGUUGUUCUCAAACCAUGGCCAGAUUUCUUAUGAUAACAAAUAUUAUAUUAUUGUAAUAGUUACAAAAACAAUCUAAGACACAUGAUAAACCAACCUGCAUUAAAGAUUACCUAAUGGGUUA